Messenger RNA from Rhinichthys klamathensis goyatoka, 990 nucleotides. It is a transcript of the gene tiprl, whose product is annotated as TIP41, TOR signaling pathway regulator-like (S. cerevisiae). Gene Ontology annotation, cellular component: cytosol. Bases 11 to 829 code for a protein of 272 amino acids. The transcript has 7 exons. Gene Ontology annotation, biological process: TOR signaling. The record is from RefSeq and is a predicted model, not a curated record. NCBI's taxonomy places the organism in Eukaryota, Metazoa, Chordata, Actinopteri, Cypriniformes, Leuciscidae.
GGUCUGCAGGAUGUCUUCAGUGAUUCCUCAAGGGUUUCAGAGCAGCAAACAGGACUUCCGGUUCGGCCCGUGGACCGUCACCGCCGUCAGGACUCACAUCAUGAAGUCCAAAGAUAUCGAGAGGCUGGCGGAGACGAUGCACAUGCCGGCUCUGCCAGAGAUGCUGUUCGGGGAGAACGUGUUGCGCCUUCAGCACAGCGACGGCUUCGGGAUCGAGUUCAACGCCAUCGACGCGCUCAAACGUGUCAACAACGUGCAGGACUCGGUGAAGGUGGCCUGUGCCCAGGAGUGGCAGGACAGCAGGGCCGACUCGGAGCAUUCGAAGGACGUGGUGAAGCGCUACGAUUGGACGUACACAACCGACUACAGAGGGACUUUACUGGGAGAGCACAUGCAGAUCAAGGUGAUGCCGACCGCCGACCGCAUCGACAUGGAGAAGCUGAAGGCGCGAGAACAGAUCCAGUUCUUCGAGGACGUGCUGCUGUUCGAGGACGAGCUGCAUGAUCACGGCGUGUCUAUGAUCAGUGUCAAAAUCAGAGUGAUGCCCACCAGCUUCUUCCUCCUGCUGCGGUUCUUCCUGCGAGUGGAUGGAGUGAUGAUCAGGAUCAACGACACCCGUCUCUAUCACGAGGCUGGAAGAAACCACAUGCUUCGAGAAUUCAGCACACGUGAAAGUAAAAUAUCAGAUCUUCAGCACAUUCCUCCUGCGCUUUACACAGACCCCAACGAGAUCGCGCAGCAUUUGCCCCUGAAGCUCACCGAGUGUGAGAAGCUGCAGCUCCCGGAGACGCCGGCGGGAGCAUCACAGUCUCCACUGUGGCGGGAGUGAACACCGGAAGACUCGUUCACCCUCGUUAUGAUCACUUCUGAAACUGUCCUGUAGAGUCUCAUCCUGUAACUUUCGUGAGGUGCAGAAUGUCUGCUUUGUAAUGUAAUGCUUGUUUGAUCUGUUUGUCAUUGUAGAAGAUUUUAUUAAAAUGCUUUAAAUGA